This is a messenger RNA of Brugia malayi, 255 nucleotides long. RefSeq lists its product as uncharacterized. NCBI's taxonomy places the organism in Eukaryota, Metazoa, Nematoda, Chromadorea, Rhabditida, Onchocercidae. The transcript is spliced from 4 exons. The record is from RefSeq and is a predicted model, not a curated record. The coding region runs from base 1 to 255 and encodes 84 amino acids.
AUGAGCAGCAGCAAUAUACCUUUAGAGGGUCGUACACGUUUACCUGGUAAAAUACAAGAUUGCAUCCAAGAUUGCGGUCUGAUUAUUUCUCAUGUAAAGACUGCAUCUCAUUCAAAUGAGCUUCUUUCAAUGGCUAUCAAGAAUUUUGCCUCGUUAGAUUCAACAAUUGAGCAAUCAUCCAAGAAUUUGCGGAAAUUGGAUGCCUUAUUGAAUACAGCAGAUGUUCCGUAUAUGCCAGUAGAUGAUAGUAAAUGA